This is a messenger RNA of Lathyrus oleraceus (garden pea), 1009 nucleotides long. RefSeq names its product histone H1-like. Gene Ontology annotation, molecular function: structural constituent of chromatin; nucleosomal DNA binding; double-stranded DNA binding. The record is from RefSeq and is a predicted model, not a curated record. Gene Ontology annotation, cellular component: nucleus; nucleosome. The coding region runs from base 93 to 902 and encodes 269 amino acids. The transcript is spliced from 2 exons. Lineage: Eukaryota; Viridiplantae; Streptophyta; Magnoliopsida; Fabales; Fabaceae. Gene Ontology annotation, biological process: nucleosome assembly; chromosome condensation; negative regulation of DNA recombination.
AAUUCCAUUGCUUUUCAUACAAAAUUUCCAAUUCCCACAUAUUACUAAUCAUUCCCACCAAUCAAUUUCUUUUCCGUUAAAGUUUGCUUGCAAUGGCCACAGAAGAACCCAUUGUUGCGGUGGAGUCGGUUCCCGAACCAAUUGUCACCGAACCAACAACAGUUACCGAACCUCAGGUCCCGGAAAAGGAAGAGCCAAAGGCUGAAGUAGAGAAGACGAAGAAGAAAACCAAAGAAUCGAAGUCUAAGAAAGCUUCCAAACCACGAAACCCUGCUUCACACCCUACUUACGAAGAGAUGAUUAAGGAUGCUAUUGUGUCUCUGAAGGAGAAGAACGGUUCGAGCCAAUACGCGAUUGCGAAAUUCAUCGAAGAGAAACAGAAACAGCUUCCUGCUAACUUCAAGAAGCUAUUGCUCCAAAAUUUGAAGAAGAAUGUUGCUUCUGGAAAGCUUGUUAAGGUUAAAGCUUCAUUCAAGCUUUCAGCAGCGGCCAAAAAGCCAGCAGUUGCCAAGCCGAAGGCAAAGACAGCUUCCAAGGCGAAGUCUGUGAAGGCCAAGCCAGCCGCUAAGCCAAAAGCUAAAGCUGCUAAAUCAAAGGUUGCUUCAAAGCCCAAAGCUGCUGCCGCCAAGCCUAAAGUUGCUGCCAAACCCAAAGCCGCAAUCAAGUCCAAAACAACCGCCAAGCCAAAAACUGUUGCGAAGCCCAAGGCAUCUGUCAAACCCAAGCUUAAGGCAAAGCCCGCAAAGGUUGCAAAGACAUCAACAAAGACGACGCCGGGAAAGAAAGUUGCUGUGGCGAAGACCGCACCUAAGAAAGUAGCUGCUGCAAAGAAAGUUCCAGUAAAGAGUCUGAAAUCUUCAGCAAAGAAAGCUUCCGGUGUGAAGAGAGGAGGAAGGAAGUGAGACUGUGACAGUAUAGUAUCUUUGUACUAUCGGCGUAAAGGACUUUUGUAUUUUCCUUAUUUGUAAUACUACCGGUUCAUAAUAAUAAAACUUUUUAAUUACACAAA